GAGAGAGCGGUUUGGAACGUGGGAGAGAGCGCGCAAGAACGAGAGAGAGGGCUAUCACUUGUCUACUACAAGCACACUGGGUCGAGAGGAAAGCUUCGCUUUAAAAAAAGUUGGAGAAGGGAAAGAGAGAGUCCCACUCCGGCGCGAGGCGUGCUCCAGCCCCUAUAUACUCGCUGUGAGACAAGAAUGAGAAAAGGGCUUCUUGGGCGCUUUUUCUGUAUGCAUGGUGUGCGUGUUUCGACAAGAUGUGCCUGUACUUAAAAAUAGUCGCUCACUGCGCUGGCGCGGGCGGGUUUGCCAAGGUCCGGCGCUGGGGUCACCUGCACCCCCUCUCUGGCGAUUCUUGGCACUGUCCGGGCAUUCUAGCCGAAGGGAGUGGUCUGGCGCGCGGUGAUUGGUCCCAAAUACAUCACUGUAAUCGCAUUUUACUCUCCCCCAGCCCCUGGCCAGCAGCAGCGCGGCCGUUGAAAUAUUUCGAUUCGGCUAUUCCACCUGCGCACACUCAUCGAUUAGUUCUCAGAAAUAGCCACCGAAGGCUGGGCCCGCGAGAGCUAACAGACAAGCGCACGUCCAGGCCGCCUGGCAGCCGACGCUGUGGCAGAGAUCUUGCGGCUGCCCGUGCAGCGCAGCAUCCCGUUCGAGGAGCAUGCGCCUGUCUGGCCCACGACAUUGGAGAGGGAGAUGGUGCGAGAAUCCACACUAAUUGCCCAGAUCGUCCUCGGCAGCGCGCCGGAGGCAAGCGGAAGCCAAUUGGUAUCGAACACCCUCCUCAUGUGCGAAGCAGUCGCCCCCUUGUAGACGCGCUUUUCUCUAAGCGGGGAUGGGACCGACGGGUAGCGAAACUGGCGUGAUGUGCUUUCGGCACAUCGAUGGAUCGGCCAUUCUGCUCUAUUUACAAGAGCGAAUCCUGUAAU
Linderina pennispora is the source of this 914-nucleotide messenger RNA. RefSeq lists its product as uncharacterized. Lineage: Eukaryota; Fungi; Kickxellomycota; Kickxellomycetes; Kickxellales; Kickxellaceae. Bases 246 to 851 code for a protein of 201 amino acids. The record is from RefSeq and is a predicted model, not a curated record. The transcript has a single exon.